Messenger RNA from Echinostoma caproni, 1191 nucleotides. The record is from the annotation of a GenBank genome assembly. NCBI's taxonomy places the organism in Eukaryota, Metazoa, Platyhelminthes, Trematoda, Plagiorchiida, Echinostomatidae.
AUGGACCGUGAGGUCUUGUCCGCCGUGUCCGAACCGGAUCGGUUAUUGGCACAUCAACACUUGCAUUCGACCGGGGCCGAACUGUCCCUAUCCAACGGCAAUUCAUCGUCCGCCUCGUCGUCGUCGUCGUCCUCCUCCUCCUCCUCGUCCGCAUCAUCCGCAUCCACAUCAGCAGCCGCAUCGUAUGCGGAUCGUUCAUUGUCCUAUUUGAUUACCGGUACGGGGACAGUGUCACAUCACAAACCGCAACAGCAACAUCUUCCAUUGCAUUCGUUACAGACCCAACAGACUCUUGCACAUCCACCUCCAGCACUACCUCUCUAUCCUCAACAUCCACCACCGCCGCCACCACUACCAUUACCAUCACAAUCGACACAACAUCAUCUCUCUCAGUCACAUCAUACGCAUCAUAUUCAACAACAAUCUCAUCCGCAACCGGAUACGGACUGUGCAACAGGUGUUUCGACUCACGAGCGAGCUCGAACAGGCUUAGUACUAACAAUGGAUUUACUAUGUGCGUCCCAUCCCGAUCUGUCGGGGAUCAAGGAACCGCAAGGCACACCGGUCCGUUCCGCCACCCAAUCCACUCCCGUCUCCUCGCCGUCAGUCGCGUCCACACCCAGUGCACGUCAGUCCGGGUUCAAUGUCAGUCCAUCCGCGUUGACCGAACUGGACUCAGUCGGGCCGAUGAGACAGGAUUCCGGUGUGGACACAUCAAUGCCCCCGAAAAAGCUGUAUAGUGAUGAUAUCCCCGUGCUCGAUUCCUUUCCUGGCUACUACGGAUUCGACCUGUUUCGUCCGCUGUGCGGAGACACGUACGAGGCAGCCGAGACAAAACCGAGCACAUCGUUUUUCUUCUUCAAAGAUGAACAAGGCUGGACUAAUUUGUACUCAAAGAAAACCCCUGCCUGGUGGACUCUUUCCUAUUGGUGUCAAACGCAACCUCCAGAAGGUUCGUUUUUACGUCUGACUCCGGUGUACGGGACUUCGGACAAACAACAAGAAGUAAUCCAGAGAUGUUUUGAGGAUUUUAUGGCCAUGCCAACCAAUUCACUUGCCCGAUACAGUAUCAUUGUAGUCGGCAACUCCUCGGCCGAUUAUUUCUACGAUCCAAACACCGAAAGACUGUGUGUGACGUUGCCAUAUGAACGACCAAAAGGUGAGUUCACCAGUCAUCUCACAGAUUACUGA